UAAUACUCGUUAAAAGAAGAAAAUAUUGAUAUAAACGCUUUAUCAAAGCACACUGAUAUCGCAUUAUGGUGUCAUAGCUAGAGCCACUUUCAUUUAAUCUUCCGCCCUAAGUGGGUUAACACAUAGAAUUUUCUUAGAAAAUCGCAGCUUCAAAAAACGACGAAUUUGCAAAAUAUACGCGUAUUUCAACUUUUGAGUUGAACAAUUUGUUAAUUUAAAGGUUUUUAACCUUAAAAUCACGUGAUGUUGUUGACAACUUUCAACAGUGAUUGUUAACUGUUCCAAAUCCAUUAAUAUGCAGUGCACAUUGGGACCAUGAUGAGUACCAAAAGAGAUGUUGGCAUUUCUGUUGGCAUUGGCUUCAUCACCAUGGCGGUUUAUGUGAAUACCCUCUAUCCAUCACUACCAGGAGGCGAUUCAGGAGAACUCAUUCUUGCUGCCCAUGAGUUAGGGGUUGCUCAUCCUCCUGGUUAUCCUGUCUUUACACUGCUGGCUCAUGUUGCCAUGGUGAUUGUGCCGUUUGGAAACAUUGCGUGGAGAGUCAACCUUCUUUCUGCUAUGUUUGGUUCUGUGUCUGCUGCUACGAUCUAUCAGACAUCAGCAAAACUGACAGGUUCAGUAGCUGCAGGAAUAUUGGCGUCUGGUCUCUUUGCCUUUAGUCGUUUGACGUGGGUGUGGUCCAUCACAGCAGAAGUGUUCAGUCUGAACAAUCUAUUUGUGUCUCUCCUCAUGUUGCUGGCGGUUUGUCUAGAGCAGACGAAGUCUGUCAAAGCUUCAUCUCAGAUUGCACUGUUGGGAUCCUUUACUUGUGGAUUGUGUUUGUGUAACCAGCACACAUCAGUCAUUUACAUAGCUUGUCUUGUACCAUGGGUUUUUAGCAUGCUCUACAAAUCACAGACGUUAACGUGGACACUCUUUAUCAAACUGUGUCUGUGUUUUGUUGCUGGUCUUACUCCGUACGUGUACAUCCCACUCUCGGCUCACGCCAAUGUUGCACGAUGGACCUGGGGAGACCAGCGAACGUUUCCAGGCUUCGUAACCCAUCUGCUUAGAGAGGAGUAUGGCACGUUUCAGUUGCUCAAAGACCACAGUGGUCAGACAUUACUGGAAAAUAUCAGAAAAUAUGUGGAUCAUGUACGGGCAGAGUAUUCCAUCUUAAUUCUACCUCUUAUGGUUUUCACAGUACCCAGUGUCUGUAAAAGACUUGUUAGUGGUCAUCAUAGGUCUGUUGGGGUUUUCUCGGUGAUGUUCCUGGUGUAUGUUGUGUUCUUUGCCUGGAGAGCUAAUCUGGAUGUGAAGAAUCCUCUACUUCUUGGAGUGGUCGAGAGGUUCUGGAUGCAGAGUGACUUGGUGCUUGUUAUCCUGUUGGCAGUAGCUUUUGGUCACUUAGUAUGUUUGGUAUCCACAUAUAUCCCACUUGACCAUUUGAAGCUUGAUGUUAUACUUUCUGUUGCUGUGGUUGCAUUUCAGAUUCAGAGGAACUAUGCUUUAUGUGAUCAGACCGGGAAUUUGGUGAUAGAAGACUUCGCUAACUCUGUGCUUCACAGUCUUCCAAAAGACAGCAUGCUGUUGACGGAAGGCGAUUUAUCUGCCACCUCUCUAAGAUAUUUUCAACUGUGUGAACAUACUCGACCUGACCUGGCCAUUUUUGACCAACAGAUUUUGACAUAUGAAUGGUCACUUGCUAUGACCCGCACGUUUCACUCAAAGAUUGUGUUCCCUGGAGAUGUCUUUCAUCUUCACAAUGGAAAGAUGCCUGAUGGAAAAGUGUCUUUCAACUUCAAAUGUCUGUUGGAUGUAAAUUACGAAAAACCAAUAUUUACAUGUAUUGGAGUCCAAGUUCAAGACCCAUCUUGGAAGAAUUACUACGACUUGUGGCCGUAUGGUACCUGUCAUCAGAUUAUCAAAAAGGACUCCAACUUCAAUGUUAAGGAGUGGGUGCAACAGACUAAAGACAUCAGCAAGGAUUGGAACUACGAUUUCUAUGGGUACAAAUGUCAAAUACAAUAAGGUACUCUUAUAACGAACCGGAAGGAACCGUGAUGGCCAGUUCGUUAUAGCAGUAGUUCGUUGUACACAUUUGCAUAAGUUGGUCAUUCAUAUAUA
This is a messenger RNA of Gigantopelta aegis, 2106 nucleotides long. RefSeq names its product transmembrane protein 260-like. Lineage: Eukaryota; Metazoa; Mollusca; Gastropoda; Neomphalida; Peltospiridae. The record is from RefSeq and is a predicted model, not a curated record. Bases 316 to 2010 code for a protein of 564 amino acids. The transcript is spliced from 17 exons.